This is a messenger RNA of Phacochoerus africanus (Common warthog), 4609 nucleotides long. It is a transcript of the gene DTNB, whose product is annotated as dystrobrevin beta. The transcript has 19 exons. Gene Ontology annotation, cellular component: synapse; plasma membrane. Lineage: Eukaryota; Metazoa; Chordata; Mammalia; Artiodactyla; Suidae. Gene Ontology annotation, molecular function: zinc ion binding. The coding region runs from base 128 to 2086 and encodes 652 amino acids. The record is from RefSeq and is a predicted model, not a curated record. Gene Ontology annotation, biological process: synaptic signaling.
CGCGGGGGCGGCUCCGGGGCCUGAGCGGACGCCGCCGCCGCCUCAGCCGCGGGGGCCGGGCCGGAGGAGACGGAGGAGGCUGCGGCCCCCGAAGACCUUCUCGACGCCCCCAGCUCCGGCCGAGAAGAUGAUUGAGGAAAGUGGGAACAAGCGGAAGACCAUGGCGGAGAAGAGGCAGCUGUUCAUAGAAAUGCGUGCUCAAAAUUUUGAUGUCAUACGACUAUCAACUUACAGAACAGCUUGCAAAUUACGAUUUGUACAAAAACGAUGCAACCUCCAUCUCGUUGAUAUCUGGAACAUGAUUGAAGCCUUUCGAGACAAUGGCCUUAAUACACUGGACCACACCACUGAGAUCAGUGUGUCCCGCCUCGAGACUGUCAUCUCAUCCAUCUACUACCAGCUGAACAAGCGCCUUCCUUCCACUCACCAAAUCAGCGUGGAACAGUCCAUCAGCCUCCUCCUCAACUUCAUGAUUGCUGCAUACGACAGUGAGGGCCGAGGCAAGUUGACGGUAUUUUCAGUUAAAGCUAUGUUAGCAACCAUGUGUGGUGGAAAAAUGCUGGACAAAUUGAGAUAUGUUUUCUCCCAGAUGUCAGAUUCCAAUGGCUUAAUGAUAUUUAGCAAGUUUGACCAGUUUCUGAAGGAAGUUCUGAAGCUCCCAACAGCGGUCUUUGAAGGGCCAUCUUUCGGUUACACAGAGCACUCAGUCCGCACCUGUUUUCCACAGCAGAAAAAGAUAAUGCUAAAUAUGUUUUUAGAUACAAUGAUGGCCGAUCCUCCUCCCCAGUGCCUUGUCUGGCUACCUCUCAUGCAUAGGCUUGCUCAUGUUGAGAAUGUCUUCCAUCCCGUGGAGUGCUCCUAUUGCCGCUGCGAGAGUAUGAUGGGUUUCCGGUACCGAUGCCAGCAGUGCCACAACUACCAGCUCUGCCAAAAUUGCUUUUGGCGUGGUCAUGCCAGUGGCCCGCACAGCAACCAACACCAGAUGAAGGAGCAUUCCUCCUGGAAAUCCCCUGCAAAGAAGCUGAGCCAUGCAAUUAGUAAAUCCUUGGGGUGUGUACCCACCAGAGAACCCCCGCAUCCUGUUUUUCCUGAGCAACCAGAGAAACCACUGGACCUUGCAAAUAUAGUUCCUCCUCGCCCUCUGGCCAACAUGAAUGACACCAUGGUGAGCCACAUGUCCUCGGGGGCGCCCACUCCCACCAAGAGGUUACAGUAUAGCCAGCAUAUACCCAGUCACUUGGCUGAUGAGCAUGCGCUGAUAGCCUCCUAUGUGGCCCGACUGCAGCACUGUGCACGUGUCCUGGACAGUCCUAGCCGGCUGGACGAGGAACACCGGCUUAUAGCUCGCUAUGCUGCCCGGCUGGCUGCAGAGGCAGGAAACGUGACCCGUCCUCCCACUGACUUGAGCUUUAACUUUGAUGCCAACAAACAACAAAGGCAGCUUAUUGCAGAGCUGGAAAACAAAAACAGAGAGAUCCUGCAGGAGAUUCAGCGUCUUCGUCUGGAGCACGAGCAGGCCUCCCAGCCCACCCCCGAGAAGGCCCAGCAGAACCCCACGCUGCUGGCAGAGCUGCGGCUGCUGAGGCAGCGGAAGGAUGAGCUGGAGCAGAGGAUGUCGGCGCUGCAGGAGAGCAGGCGGGAGCUGAUGGUCCAGCUGGAAGGGCUGAUGAAGCUACUGAAGGAGGAAGAGCAAAAGCAGGCAGCUCAGGCCACGGCAUCGCCGCACACAUCGCCCACGCACGGAGGCGGCCGCCCGCUGCCGAUGCCCGUGCGCUCCGCCUCCGCUGGCUCCACCCCCACCCACUGCCCGCAGGACCCCCUGAGCGGCGUCGGCGGGGACAUGCAGGAGGCCUUCGCCCAAGGUACGAGGAGAAACCUCCGCAAUGACCUGCUGGUGGCUGCCGACUCCAUCACCAACACCAUGUCAUCCCUGGUGAAGGAGCUCCACUCAGCUGCUCUUUCCUUAGGCCUGCUCGGCUGGCUCCCUCGGGCGCUCUCCUGGAUGACUGGAACCGAAUCAGCCACAAAAGCUUCUGGACUUUCUCCCGGCUGCCUUUCUGCUCUCUCCUAUUUGAUUUGGUUUUGAAACCCUAUUCUCUCCUUUUGUCCAUGGCGAGGCUCUGAUUUCACUCCAAGUUCAUGACCUGAGUCCGUUGCUUCCUUCAUUCCUGGUGUUCAGUCUUAUCUAUGACUCUCUCUCUAUCACUGAGCUGUUUCGGUGAUUUUCCAGAGACCCUUACCUCGUGGCAAAUUUCCCCAUCCAUAAAACCCAGGAAGGAGAGAAAAGACUAGAAGGCCAUUCCCAUAUCAUCGUUAUCUUCAAGAAUCCCCAUGAUUCCAUCAGUUUCAUAGCUGCCAGAUAUUUUACUAAUGUUUUUUACAGCGGUCCAAUUUCCGUGUCAUAUUUUAAAUAAACAGGCUCCCUUCCUAAGUGCUGUGGGUCGCUCAUACUGAUGGCCCGCUUUUGUUGCUUUUCACCUAAUGUGGAGCUUUUAAAUACCUUGAACUGGCUCACCAAGAUUAUUAAAUAAAGACAUAGAGCAGGGUUUUUUCCAUGGGCCUUGCAGACACAUAUCCUUAUUCAGACACAUACGUUGUAAUCAUCCGUCCAUGCGCUUAAGGAAGGCCAGCUUUGGGUGUUUCCUCAGACCUUUGUAAGAGAAAUCAUGUGCCUUUAGUAUUGUCAUGGGCCCAGGCCAAGGUCUGGCCCACGGCUUCACUCUUAAAUCUGCUGUUUUGGUUUGGAAGAGAGUAAGUGUGUGGCCUAGGUUGGUUUUCCAGGGCAGUUAAGAUGCCAGUUCCCCUGUGCAGGGACUGUUAUGAUAACGCUGUCUCCGCUCCAGUACCAUUUCUCAGUUCCCUUUAGAAGCACUGCCCCUCCACACACACACACACACACACACACACACACACACACACACGAGGUGACUGCCUUUGAGAUGACCUCAUAGGUGAUUAGAAAGUCCCUUCCCUUAAAUAGCUCCCCACAGACGCCAGAAAUCCCACUUUUGGAGGGAAUUUCUUAGGGAAUUUCAGGCCUCGAAAAUGAAGCACACGUGCCUCGUGGCCACCUAUUAGGGUUUGUGCAAAAUAAGUGGUUCAUGAGCUUGUCACACUGGUUCGAGAAGUAACUAGACAUCCUUAAAUGCGAAGUACAUAGAGACCAAACAGCUUCAGAGAAAGUGAGUGUGAGGGUGCCCAGCGAUCUCUCCGGUAGAAAGGACCGUUUUACACAUCCUGCUGUGGAAAGGUGGUGCUUGGCCUAAGGGUGUGCAGCUUGAAGGGGCAGAGCUGGUCCUGGAGCUGAGGUCUGAACGUGACGCUGAAGCACAGGAUGAGGUGUCAGGUCUGCCGUCCCACGAGGGCCCCUCUCGGAUGCCCCGCUUCCCGAGCCCCAGAGUCCAUAGGCGGCCGUGGACUAGGGUCGCAGCCAGUGUCCCUGUCAGACAGAUGUGAACUCCCUUCAUUCAGGUGCCAGGCGGCCAGGUUCUCAGCGAGGGCAAGAGCCUUGCCUGACACCAGCCCAGUGUCCCUGUCACUGUCGAGGCUGCUGCUGUGAGAUGGGAUGAGACACCCGCACUGCCUGCGCAUGCAUUCUCUGCAGCGUGGACAUGCUGUUUCUACUCGCCCUCCUCAUCUUUUUUGAAUUUUUGUCACAAAUAAUGGGCUCUUAGAUGUGCAAAGGACCUCCGAAGUCAUUUCAUCCAGCUUGCUGCCCAGUAUAAAAGUCCUCUGUUUGAAUAUUUCCAGUGAGCUCAUUCAUGACCAGCUCCCAUCACUGGGAAGUUCUUUCUAAUCCUGGAGACAGAAAUCUGACUUGCCAUGACGAAGUGACCCUCACUCCACCCCCCAGACCCCCAGAGUGAGUUCGGCCCGUCCUCUUCAGGUUGGCCCUUCAGGUAGCUGAUGGAUGUCACGUGGCUCCCCCCCAGGCCUCCUGCUCAGGCAGCUGUUUGGUCCCUUUGGCCCGUCUUCAUGUGACGUGGGUUUCACUCGAGCAUCCCGUGUGCCCACCGGGAUGCGGCCAAGUGUUUCCAGGCCCCGGUUCAAGGGAGGUCCUGGGGCCCAGCCGAUGGCUCCACCUUGGGGGGUGGGGUCUGUCCCCGCCCCCACCCUGGGCAGGUCCCUGGAAAGCAGCCUUAGAUGGCAUUCGCUUUUUUCCACACAGCCACUUCAGUGUGACACUGUUCAGUCAUUUGAAGUUCGUUGUCAGCUAAGACCUCUAAGUGUGUGGUGGUGGUGGUUUUUAAUGGGAGCCAGUGUGCAUCUAGAGACUCCCUGCCGUGCACGUUUAUGUUGUCUUCUUGAGCCUGAAUGCAAGAUACUAGCUGUAUCCCUACUGCGUGUCAUCACCUUAGGGAAGCCAGUGACAGAGCCAGCAGCCGGGCAGGUGACAUCAGGCUGCACGGCUGCUCUGGGCUCAGGGCUCCUGGGGACGUGAUGCCGAGGCACCAGACCGCACAGCAGGCAGAGCAGGCAAUUUAAGCCCCGAGGCCUGCAGCCGGGAGCCUGCAGCUCGGGUUUCAUCCCGGCCUCCCAAGUUACUCCCUUCUCCCUCCUCCUGAGCUUCUCCUGUGCUGAAGGGUCACUGGCCUCCUUGGACUUGUUU